Molecule: messenger RNA, 2105 nt
Organism: Acanthochromis polyacanthus (spiny chromis)
Lineage: Eukaryota; Metazoa; Chordata; Actinopteri; Pomacentridae
Gene: cenpn
Product: centromere protein N
Exons: 10
Coding region: 110-1147 (345 amino acids)
Biological process (GO): chromosome segregation; CENP-A containing chromatin assembly
Source: RefSeq, a predicted model, not a curated record
UGGGCUGUUGUUGCUGUGACAGAAGCUAAACGGGCGCAGUGGUUCAAUACUACUCCAAAACUCUUCCAGUACAACAACGAAGAUUGUUUCGUUUUCUGUCUGAGGAAGAAUGGACGACUCAGCUAGACGCUUGUUGCAGCGGAUCAUGAGACGGAUACCGGCUCAGAUGCUAAAACCGACGCUGGACAAAUGGGGCCGUUUGACGGCGGCGCAGCGACAGUCCAUGGAUUUUACUGAGUCAAAAUGGGCGUUAACAGAAAAACUACUCGCCAUUUGUGAGGAGAAUGAAAUGACAGUUAAACACAUCACAGAACUCGAAAUGAUACAUGUGAUUGAGAAUCCAGACCAUUGUAUGUGGUAUGCCCUCCAGCUCAUGGACCCCGAAGAGGAUGUUCACUCUGUAGAGCUGACCCAGUUCAAGGAACAAUUUAAAUCCCACCUCAGAGAGCUCAUAAGACAUGUAUCCAUCAAAAUAAAGAAGCACACAGAUGAAGCUGUAUGGAUUCGAAUUGCGUGGGGGGACAGUUUUUCUCGGCCGAACCACCUGAAGCCAACAUAUGUUGUUCACCAUCUGCAAACCCCUUAUGUCUUUGUGACCAGCCUGACUUCUAAGCUAAAGCCGCUCUUAUCUCAGGCCUUGGUUCUGUCUACCAGAUAUCAAGCUAUUAAGGAUGCCAGCCUCAGUGGACGAAAGCUCACCGCCAUCAGAGACCUGCUGAUGAGGCAGUAUCAACAGGUAUUUCCCACAAAGUAUCCCAGCCCACUUGCGGAAAAUGAUCAAAAUGCCUCAAACAUUCUCAUAAAUAAAGAACAAGCUGAGCUUGCAGCAAGCAGACAUCAGAAGGCCUGUGAAGCCUUUGGUGAUGGGAUGUUACCUCAACUACAGUCUGCAGUUUACAAGCUGGAAACUAAAUUCAGAGACCACACAAAUAAGACGAUGACGGAGCGGGAAGAGGCCUUCAGAUGUGUUGUUAAAUUUGCAAGCACCAACCUCUUGGAGUCACUCAGACACUGUGCAUCUUCAGGUAUUGCCUCCACCCCUGGCACAUCCCUGCUCUCGUCUAUUCCUUUAAAAGGAAGGAAUUAUUUUGUCAUCACAGACAACAGCCCUGGUCCCUCCUCACAAACACGGCAACCAUCAAACUGAUUGAUGACAGACUCUUGAUCAAAAUGUAGCCAGCUUCACGUUACAGGUAUAAAUCCAUCCGAGACGCAUUGAGGUUGCAUUGAGAACCGAUUGCACAGACCGCAUUCGAUGGUGGUCUGACAAAUGACCACUUUACUUUAGAAGUUUUCGCAUGAUUGUCCAGAACCACCUCCUCAGCCAACGUCCUUUGUAAAAGUACGUCCUCAUUUGCAAACCGAAGGUGUCAUAUUAAACUGCAAGAAAAGGCAACAGCAGCAAAAUGUUUCUUCUCUGUACAAUACAUCGCAUUUGGUCUUUGAAAAUGGAAACGAUGUAUGUGUUUAUUUGCAUUAUAGCACUGGGAUGUGUGGUCCGAUCACUCGUGGUUCCUUAAAACAGAGAGGUGACAGCUUGUGAUCGGAUCACUCUGUUCUUUGUCUCCAUUCUCAGGCCAUUCAUGCUUUACUGUGGCCGCUACAUGAUUGGUCUUUACGUUAAUGCAGCUCUUUAUGAGUGAUGGCCUUCUGGAAUUUAAAAUGAAUUCCUGUAUUCCUAUUAUGUCAGUAGUUGUCAGUCAGCAAUUGACACUUUUUUUUAACUGUAUGUCCAAACUGAAUAUAAAGGCAGAUUUUUUUAACGUUUUUAAAUUUCCACAAUGUGUUUUUUGCCUCUUGAUACAAAUGUAUCUCUUUAUCUUUCACUUUAGUUUUAAUGCGGUCUGUUUCUUGUAUUCAUAUUUUUUAUAAAAUAUAACAUUUGGUAGAGAACAAAAUGUUGGAUGUGAACUACUUCCUCACAACUUGUCACUGACAUACACCUUGUUUCAAGUAACAUUUGGACUCUGUCAUUAUGGCUGUUCAUAUAGGCAACAAAAGAUUCCUCUCUAACAGAACUAUGUUAUAAAAGAACAUAAAAUCUCCUGUCGUAAUUUUGUGCAGUAAUGAAUUCUGUGUUCAGUAAAAGCUGUUUUGAGACCCCA